AUGGCCUUAAACAAGAUGAAAGAUUUAAAAAUUGGAGAAAUGGAGCGCAUAACUGUGGACUACGUGAAGGGAAUUCUUCUGCCCACUUCGACAUGUGAAAUCUGGGAUCAGAUCUGGAACUUUGAGGCCAAGCCUGAUGAUCUGCUUAUUGCUACCUAUCCCAAAGCAGGAACAACUUGGACACAGGAGAUAGUGGACUUAAUGCAAAAUAAAGGUGAUGUUGACAAAAGUAGACGAGCACCUAUUUAUGAACGAAUUCCCUUCAUCGAAUUGGUAAUUCCAGCAAUACAGUGUGGUUUGGAACAAGCUAAUGAAAUGCCCUCACCACGGACUCUGAAAACUCAUCUUCCAAUUGAGCUACUACCUCCUUCCUUCCUAGAGAAAAACUGUAAGAUAAUCUAUGUAGCAAGAAAUGCCAAGGACAACAUGGUAUCCUAUUACCAUUUCCAUAGAAUGAAUAAAGGACUUCCUGAUCCAGGAACCUGGAACGAGUUUUUUGAGAAAUUUCUGGCUGGGAAAGUGUGCUGGGGUUCAUGGUAUGACCAUGUGAAAGGAUGGUGGGAAGCCAAAGACAAACAUCAAAUUCUCUACCUCUUCUAUGAGGACAUGAAGAAGGACCCAAAGCGUGAAAUUCAAAAGGUGGCAGAAUUUAUUGGAAGUAACCUACAUGAUGAAGUUCUAGAUAAAAUUGUCCAUCAUACUACAUUUGAUGUAAUGAAGCAGAAUCCAAUGACAAACUAUACCCUGAUUUCUACUGCAGUCAUGGACCACUCCAUUUCUCCAUUCAUGAGAAAAGGAGCAGUGGGAGACUGGAAGAACUACUUCACCGUAGCUCAGAAUGAAAGAUAUGAUGAAGACUACAAGAAAAACAUGGCUAAUACCAGUCUCACUUUCCACUUCCAGUUCUAG
Messenger RNA from Orycteropus afer afer, 909 nucleotides. RefSeq names its product sulfotransferase 1C4-like. Lineage: Eukaryota; Metazoa; Chordata; Mammalia; Tubulidentata; Orycteropodidae. Gene Ontology annotation, cellular component: cytoplasm. Gene Ontology annotation, biological process: sulfation. Bases 1 to 909 code for a protein of 302 amino acids. The transcript has 7 exons. Gene Ontology annotation, molecular function: sulfotransferase activity. The record is from RefSeq and is a predicted model, not a curated record.